Messenger RNA from Suricata suricatta (meerkat), 3802 nucleotides. It is a transcript of the gene USP30, whose product is annotated as ubiquitin specific peptidase 30. Gene Ontology annotation, cellular component: nucleus; cytosol. Lineage: Eukaryota; Metazoa; Chordata; Mammalia; Carnivora; Herpestidae. Gene Ontology annotation, molecular function: cysteine-type endopeptidase activity; cysteine-type deubiquitinase activity. The record is from RefSeq and is a predicted model, not a curated record. The coding region runs from base 133 to 1686 and encodes 517 amino acids. The transcript has 13 exons. Gene Ontology annotation, biological process: protein deubiquitination.
CCCUACUUCCCCGGAGAAGCUGGGACUGUGGCCGCGGGUUCCGCCGCCUCGGAAGCCUUCGGAGCCCUCGGUCCACCGCGGUGGUAGCGGCGGGGGCGGCGGCGACGGCGGCAGGUCUCCCGCGAGGCCGUGAUGCUGAGCUCCCGGGCCCAGGCGGCGAUGACCGCGGCCGACAGGGCCAUCCAGCGCUUCCUGCGGACCGGGGCGGCCGUCAGAUACAAAGUCAUGAAGAAUUGGGGGGUCAUAGGGGGAAUUGCUGCUGCUCUUGCCGCCGGAAUCUAUGUGAUUUGGGGUCCCAUUACAGAAAGAAAGAAGCGUCGAAAAGGGCUGGUGCCCGGCCUGGUCAACCUGGGGAACACCUGCUUCAUGAACUCGCUGCUGCAGGGCCUGUCCGCCUGCCCCGCGUUCAUCAGGUGGCUGGAGGAGUUUACCACCCAGUACACCAGGGACCAGAAGGAGCCUCCGCCACACCAGCACUUAUCCUUGACCCUGCUGCACCUCCUCAAAGCUUUGUCCUGCCAAGAAGUUACCGACGAUGAGGUCUUGGACGCAAGCUGCUUGUUGGAUGUCUUGAGAAUGUACCGAUGGCAGAUCUCCUCAUUUGAAGAACAGGACGCCCACGAGUUGUUCCACGUCAUCACCUCGUCACUGGAAGAUGAGCGGGACCGGCAGCCCCGGGUCACACAUUUGUUUGAUGUGCAUUCCCUGGAGCAGCAGCCAGAGAUAACUCCGAAACACAUAACCUGCCGCACGAGAGGGUCGCCUCACCCCACACCCAAUCACUGGAAAUCCCAGCAUCCCUUCCACGGAAGACUCACGAGCAACAUGGUCUGCAAACACUGUGAACACCAGAGUCCUGUCCGCUUCGACACCUUCGACAGCCUCUCACUGAGUAUCCCAGCUGCCACAUGGGGCCAUCCGCUGACCCUGGACCACUGCCUUCACCAUUUUAUCUCAUCAGAAUCGGUGCGGGAUGUCGUGUGUGACAACUGUACGCAGAUUGAAGCCAAAGGGACGUCCAAUGGGGAGAAGGUGGAACACCAGAGGACCACCUUUGUCAAGCAGCUGAAGCUAGGGAAGCUCCCCCAGUGUCUCUGCAUCCACCUCCAGCGGCUGAGCUGGUCCAGCCACGGCACGCCCCUGAAGCGCCAUGAGCAUGUGCAGUUCAAUGAGUUCCUGAUGAUGGACAUCUACAAGUACCACCUCCUGGGGCACCGACCCGGGCAGCACGGCCCUAAACCCAGUGAGAGCGCCGGGCCCUCCCUGGACCUGCAGGACGGGCCAGCCGCCCCCAGAUCAGUUUUGAAUCAGCCAGGGGGCCCGAAAACACAAAUUUUUAUGAACGGCGCCUGCUCCCCAUCUUUACUGCCUACCCUGCCAGCCCCAGUGCCCUUCCCGCUCCCGGUCGUUCCUGACUACAGCUCUUCCACAUACCUCUUCCGGCUGAUGGCGGUGGUCGUCCACCACGGAGACAUGCACUCGGGACACUUCGUGACUUACAGGAGGUCCCCACCUUCGGCCAAGAACCCUCUCUCCACCAGCAACCAGUGGCUGUGGGUCUCCGAUGACACUGUCCGCAAGGCGAGCCUGCAGGAGGUGCUGUCCUCCAGCGCCUACCUGCUGUUUUACGAGCGCGUCCUCUCCGAGAUGCAGCGCCAGGGCCGGAAGUACAGGUCUGAGGAAUGAGCGGCCCAGCCCAGAGCCAGGGCCACGGCGCUGUCCGCACGGGCCAGGAACGAGGCAAAGUCAGACUGUGUGUGCACACGCAAGCGGCCCCACUAGAGUCCUCGGCCUUCUGGUGUGUUCUAAGAGCAGGCUCGCGCAGGGGCCGGUGGCCCCAGUUCCACCCGGAUCAGUCUCCCUGAAUGGUGCGCGCCAGACGGUGUCCUUGGACUGGACAGCAUCCAUCCCGUCUAGAAUGUCUUUUUACUCACCUGCUAAUUAAAAGAAAUCCAGCUCCAGAAGCCACCGUUUUUAUAUUGGGCCAUGUUAGGUGUUCUCAGAGGGAAGGUAACUUUGUCUAAUCCUCUGAUGGCUUUCAGCCCAAAUCUUUUAUUUUUCGUAAGCUGGCUCAUAAAAAUCGUUCACAAGAAUUGGUGAAAUUAUUAAAGGCAACAAUUUAGAAGAAAAAGUGCCUUUCCCUUUCGAUUGCUUUUGUAGCACAGCCAUUUGGGAAAAUACACAUUGUCCAGGAGCCCCGUAAACAACUUUUGAAAAGCUCUAUUCCUUCCCAGUUUCUCAACGGAGAGCAGCAGGACAGCGAACGCCUGAAGAACAGCCACCUUCUCUCUCUGUGGGUCAUUUCUAAUCUUCAGAUUCUUUAUCUAUAGUAAAAGUGCACCUACCAGGCCUGCCCCUGGGAAAUGCUUUCCCUGCUCAGCCGGUUGUGAGUGAGCCCCCGGUCGCUCUUAACCCCCUGCCUCUCAGACCACCGAGAUGCAACUACGGUACGUCCUCAAAUUGUGGGAUUGCCAGCCUGGGGCAGCCACCGCGCCAACGCCCGCACUUCCUCUGCUCUGGACAGAGCCCCGCGGUGGACGGUUAUUCCAGCUCUGUUAGGAGCCCACGUGGAGCGCCUCAGGCUUACAGGUGGAGCUGGGGACUGUGUAAAAGGACAAUCCUAGCCUUGUUUUGAGAGCUGCGUUCAGAAGGAAGGGCCUGACGGUGGGGUGCAGUCUCUCUGAGCCUCAGUUUCCUCAUUUGUAAAGUGAACGGUUAAGACUCAGUGAGCAUCAAAACCCCAUCCCUUUCCACCAAAAAAGAAACUUCUCAAUUUUUAAAAAACCUAUCAUUACAAUUGGUGAUCUGGUAUUGUCAUUUUAUUACAGGUCCAUGUUCGAAAUUUAUCGGUUUCUAGUAGCCUGAUACAAAGACUGUUGAGCAUGCUCUUCCCUCUGGAAAAGUGUCAUGAAAGCCGCCCAGGACCACAGAAGUUUGAGGACACAGUAGUAUCUAUGUUUUAGCUAGGUUUUAUUUAAAAAAAAAAAAAAGAUACCAAAUUCAAACAGACUCUUCAGAGUUAAGAUUUGGAAUCAGAGCUGUCUGAAAGGUCCCCUGAGGUAAGGCUAGGACCACGCUCGCUUGGGGGUUGGGGGGGGAUGGCAGACACCUCUAGACAACGCCUGGGUGUCAGCUCAAAGCAUAACUGGCCAGGCGAUCACCAUCCUGCCUGGCCCCGCACCCCCAAGGACUCAAAACUCACUACCGAUUGACUAUACUGUGAAGGUUCUCCAGGCCACGGGCAUCAGGGAGAGCAGCAGUGCGAAGCAUCUGAGGCCUUCCCUGUGAUGCCCCUUCCUGACUGCGGGGCCGGCCCUGGCUUUGACAUUGAACCGAGCCUGCCUGUUUUGCCUGAGUCCAGUGGAACAAAUGCCCAGUUAUGUGACCUUAACACUGCGCUUCUGCCGCUGCUUACUCCUUGAAGUCUGCCACUAAAGAGACACGCUGGGCACAAAAGGGGACGCUGGGCACAUGAAAGGGGACAAUCCUCUGAAUGGUUAGCUGUCAGCAGAUCCUUGGUCAGAGGCCAGGUGUGAGCCAAGGUCUUAAAUGUGAAUGAUCCCCGUGCAGAAUCUCUUAACCGGACUUAAAGCUGACUUCCUCAUUCUGUAAAUUAUUAGCAGCAGCCACAUCAUCUUAUUUCUGGCUUUAAGUUAUUUACAAAGUGGCUUCUCUUGGCAAAAACCAGAAGUUAAACUAGUAGUUUAUGCCAUGAUAACUGCUGAUUUAUGUAUUUGCUAAAGGUACCUUUUGUAUCUGCUGUGUAUUAUAGUAAUAAAAGAAUCUUUUUGUUAGAAAAAAA